Messenger RNA from Urocitellus parryii (Arctic ground squirrel), 3193 nucleotides. It is a transcript of the gene Cldn1, whose product is annotated as claudin 1. Gene Ontology annotation, cellular component: bicellular tight junction; membrane. The record is from RefSeq and is a predicted model, not a curated record. NCBI's taxonomy places the organism in Eukaryota, Metazoa, Chordata, Mammalia, Rodentia, Sciuridae. Gene Ontology annotation, molecular function: structural molecule activity.
CAGAGCCUGAGCCUGGGAGCAGCGGCCACUUCUUGCAGCCGAAGUCCAGGGCUAACUUGGACUGGGACCCUGAUCCGGAAAUAGAGCCUCUCUAGCAGCAGCACAGCGAGCAGGAUUCCCCUCAAUAACUUGGUUGGAGCGCCCCGGCAACCAUCGCGAGCCCUAGGUGCGCACCUGCAAACUCUCCACUUUCUGCACCUGCCACCCGGAGCUUGCGUGAGCGCCUGAGCUAGCCAUGGCCAACGCAGGGCUGCAGCUCCUAGGCUUCAUUCUAGCCUUUCUGGGCUGGAUCGGCACCAUCGUCAGCACUGCUCUACCCCAGUGGAAGAUUUACUCCUAUGCUGGAGACAACAUUGUGACCGCCCAGGCCAUCUACGAAGGGCUGUGGAUGUCCUGCGUGUCGCAGAGCACAGGGCAGAUCCAGUGCAAAGUCUUCGACUCCUUGCUGAAUUUAAACAGCACUUUGCAAGCAACCCGUGCAUUGAUGGUGAUUGGAAUCCUGCUGGGACUUAUAGCAAUCUUUGUGUCCACCGUUGGCAUGAAGUGUAUGAAGUGCUUGGAAGAUGAUGAGGUACAGAAGAUGAGGAUGGCUGUCAUUGGGGGUGUGAUCUUCCUUAUUGCAGGUCUGGUUAUUUUAGUUGCCACAGCAUGGUAUGGCAAUAGAAUUGUUCAAGAAUUCUAUGACCCUAUGACCCCCGUCAAUGCCAGAUAUGAAUUUGGCCAGGCUCUGUUCACUGGCUGGGCUGCUGCCUCGCUCUGCCUUCUGGGAGGUGCCCUACUUUGCUGCUCCUGUCCCCGAAAAACAACUUCUUACCCAACACCACGGCCUUAUCCAAAACCUACACCAUCCAGUGGAAAAGACUACGUGUGACAGAGGCAAAAGGAGAAAAUCCUGUURACACAAAUACAGAAUGGACUUUGAAAUACUAUCAUUGACAUUAYGAUCUUAGACUUUUGACUAUUGUAAUCUGAACUGUGGUUUUUUUUUUACAAAAGAAACCAUAUUUUUAUAAAUAUCCAUGGCGACAAGUAGCUUAGUCUUAUUUUAUCUUCUUUUCUCAGUGUCAGAGGGAAGCCCUUUCCAUCGUUUUAUUGCUUCCCACCAAGUAGUCAUGGGGGAGGGGUGCCCCUUAAAUAUGUACAGAUAUGUAUAUAUACAUGUUUUUCUAUAAAAAAUCAGACCAUAAAAACUCUUAUUGUCAUUAUGUUGGUAUUYGUACACUCAGAGUGUCUCUAAAAUAGAAAAAGUAUAUUUCAUUUUAAUUAAAUAAGCUUAUUAGAAUAUUUUUCUUCCUUUUUCUUCAUACCUAUAUAAUAGGUUGAAUAUCAUUUAGCCCCUGCUAUCAGCUUUUAGCAUCUUUGCUGUAAGACCAAAACUACUGUAUCAAAUAUGAAUUCUUCCUGUGUGCCCUUUUCAUAUACUUACUUUAUCUUAUUUUUCCAUGAUCUUAUGGCACUUACUUCUUUAUUAGCCCUUGCCCCCCAAGCCCACUUUUCUUUAUGUUGUACUCUUUUCCUGAAUCUGAUAAUGUAUCUGGUAGAAUACAUUUUCAGUCRGAAAGCCAAUAAGAAUCUGUUACAGUUCAAAUCUGUGGGAACAAAUCCUUCUGCAUGACCAGACGAUAUUUUUCUGUUGACCUUCCCUCAAGAUCCCUGUACUUUGACCUACGGCAUUCUUGUUUGCUUCAAAAAUAUUUGUUUCAUGGAAUGGCUGUGCUGCUCACCUGAGUGUCAUAACACAGUUUUAUUGAUUGGAUUUUUAAGAUACUUAUUCACAGUCCCACAUCCCCCAAACUACCUUUUUUCUUCCUCCCUCCUAAGCUACAUUGUUUUUACAUAUGUAAUUAUWAUAUAGUUUACCUCUUCCCAGAGAGGUGUGGUAUGUUUAUCUGAACAAAAUGCUAGACUUGCUGGAGUGAUAAUGUGGUGACAAAUACUCUCUCUAUAGCUGUGAGCAAGUCACUUAAUCUUUCUACCUCUUUUCCCAUCUGUCAAAUUGAGAUAAUUAUGCUUAACCAGCUGGUAAAGGUUAAUGGGAGUAUUAAUUAGUUGAUAUGAGUCUCAUUCUUUGAACAUGAAAUAUGCCUAAGUAGUAUUUUUCUUUGCUCAAUUGGCAGCUUUGAAGUUGCUGAAUAAAACCUACACACAGCCUUUGCUCUGUGUAGUAGCUCCUUUAUUCUGCAGGUCCAUUUCCUUUCAUUCUGCUGAGCUGAACAUUUUGUUGGUGCUCUGUUCCAUUUGAACAACUUCUCCUACCUUUCUAGUCUGUAAGAAUGUUACUUCACAUGAGCAAGAUGAUGUAAUGGAAAGGGUGUUGACUCUGAGGUCUGGAGGCCUGGAUUUCAAUCUCAAUGCUWUCAAUUAUUGCCUUGAGUUUGGGCAAGACACUUGGCUGCCCUAGAUUUAUUGCUUCAUCUCUAAAAAGGGGUUUGUAAUUCCUAAUCUGCCUACAUCACGGGGAUGUUGUGGGACUCCAGUGAGAUGCAAUACAUGUGAAUGUGGUUUUGUAAGGUGAAAUGUGCUGUACUAGGGAAAGAAUUAAGAAAUUUAAGUGCAUAGUUUCAGCGGUUACUUUUAAAAGGAGGAAAAAGAAGAAGAAUAUUGACAUGGGUCAUUUGCCUUAAUCAGUYUCUUGAGUAGUGAAACACUAAAGUGAAAUUCAGUUCACUAAAUAAAAAGGAUCCUGAGAAAGUCCUCAUUUCUUCAGUCAGAUGGACUGAUGCUUUUGUAGCUAAGCAGAUGCAAAGGAGGAAACAGAAACCUGAGUGUUUGGGAGUCUUUGACACAUAAACUGUAAGGAGAUGUGGAGGUUAUUUUUUAAGUAAUACCUUCAGUGUUCUUAUUGUCAGGUGGCAGCUAACAAGCACUGCAGGGUAGUGGGAAUGGUACUUCAUGCUAAAGCACAGGGAGAAGUUAUCCUGAGUCUUAUGAGGAUUUGGACCAAGCAACUUUUAGCAUGUCUUCCAAACCUGACAAUCUAUGCUUCUWGAUGUUAUCAUUCAAAGAGCCCUUGCCUCAUAUAUAAAGCCUGAUAUGUUGUGUAAAUGCAUAUGGAAACCUAUUGCUAAACCCCACAGAAAAUCAAUAGUCCAAAGAUCCAACGGAAUUUUUGUGAUACAAUUUAUCCAGUUUUGAUAUUUUUAUAUUCUGCUACCACACCUGGAAAAGGCCAAUAGAUAUUUGGCGGGUUUGU